This is a messenger RNA of Thunnus maccoyii (southern bluefin tuna), 2328 nucleotides long. RefSeq names its product 2-epi-5-epi-valiolone synthase (gene eevs). The transcript has 6 exons. Lineage: Eukaryota; Metazoa; Chordata; Actinopteri; Scombriformes; Scombridae. The record is from RefSeq and is a predicted model, not a curated record. Gene Ontology annotation, molecular function: 3-dehydroquinate synthase activity. Gene Ontology annotation, biological process: antibiotic biosynthetic process. Bases 879 to 2246 code for a protein of 455 amino acids.
CUGUGAGAAAAGCUUGCUGAAACUAUGUGAUGAAAAUCUUUGACUUAAUAUUAUGCAGGUAGUGCACAGUGGGUUCAUGGGCCUUUUUUUCACUGAAACUGGGUCAAUGACAGAGGAUUUAUGGGCCACAAAACCAAAAAUAAAAUUCCAAAAUAAACUAAAAGGCUCCAUUCAGCUGAGAAUUACAGAGUUGGGUGACAAUUCUCGGUGUAAACAACCUCUUUCACAUUACACAUAGUCAUUCAAUCAAUUGUUUAUAGAAAAACAUCUUGUUUAGGGCAUCUUAGAACAUUCUAUAACAUUCCUAAAGGGAAGAGACAGUUCCAGCUAUGCUAGGAAAAGACAAUGGCAUCAAACGUAUGGUAGCCUUGUUCUCCUUACCAGUCUCAUCAUACUGGGUCAAAGGGCUGUUUUUAUGUCUGUACUUUUUUUUUUUAUCUGUGUUUAUAUGCGACCUUGCAUUUAAGACAAUACAGUUUACUUGAACCAAGCACCAGUGCACAAAUUGUGCCCAUCUAAAAACCAAGAUUUACUGAAGACCUUGACCUCAGCUCACCAAAGAUAAAUCAGACGGUUGGUGGGGGAUGUCUGCAUAGGAUAGGGGAUAGACCAUGAUGUCACACAUUUGAUGGCCUUGUUUCUUUUAUCAAUCCCAAUCCCUUCUUUUUACAGUGAUUGUGUGUUGGGCGUAAAUUUUUCUUUUGGCUAGGUUGUGACAAUUUUGAUUACCUUUUGUACCAUGUGUGCAGCUUCCACAGAUGAAAGGGGCAUCCUCUGGAUACUACAGUAUACUGUAUUUAAAGACUCCUCUGGUGGAUUUUCAUUAAGACUUUCGACAGCUCUGCUCACACCUGAAACUCACAGUCAUCACCUCAAGAAUGGGAAAGGUUCAUUUGGAGAACAAUGAUACCAAAGAAAAGAAAACUGAGUAUAGCUUAGUACGGGUCAAAGGCACAUGGACACGCAAACUGGGGAAGAGGAUCAAUAAGGACACAGUUGACUGUGUCUCUGCUGCAAAAAUCUAUGAGAGCAUCAGAGAAAAGGGCACCAGCUGGACCGUGGUCACCCCCAUUGUCUUUACUUACAAGGUAACUGAGACUCAGGGAUUGCUGGAUCCAAGCAACGACACACUCCUGCUGGGUCACCUCACCGACCCGCAGCAGCUGGAGGACAUUAAAAAAACAAACAAGCCACUCAAACGCUUUGUGGUUGUUGACCAGGAGGUCUACAAAAUCUACGGCCCCAAGCUAACUGAAUAUUUAGAGGCUCACAAUGUCCUGUACAAGAUCUUGGCUCUACCCACCACUGAAGAGAACAAAUCCAUGGAGAUGGCAAUGGAGAUCCUAGAAGAGGUCAACAACUUCUCCCUGGACCGCCGCACAGAGCCCAUCAUUGCCAUUGGUGGAGGUGUGUGCCUAGACAUAGUUGGCCUGGCUGCCUCACUCUACAGGAGACGCACCCCUUACAUCAGGGUCCCAACCACACUGCUCUCCUACAUCGAUGCAAGUGUGGGGGCAAAGACAGGGGUUAACUUUGCAAACUGCAAGAACAAGCUGGGUGCCUACAUUCCACCCACCGCUUCUUUCCUUGACCUGUCUUUCAUACAAACUGUUCCUCGGCGACACAUCUCCAAUGGGCUGGCAGAGAUGUUAAAGAUGGCCUUGGUGAAGCACAGAGGGCUCUUUGAACUUCUUGAGAAACAUGGCCAUUCGCUGUUGGACACUAAAUUCCAGGGUGAUAACACUGUCUAUAGGCACAACUGCUUAGAGCCUGCUUCACAAGCAACUCGAAUGGCCAUCACAACCAUGCUGGAGGAGCUUGCCCCCAACCUUUGGGAGGAUGACCUAAACAGACUUGUGGACUUUGGCCACAUUAUCAGCCCAGCAUUGGAGAUGAAAGUUCUUCCAUCUCUACUGCAUGGUGAGGCAGUGAAUAUUGAUAUGUCUUACAUGGUUUACGUGUCUCAAGAGAGUGGUCUGUUGACUGAAGAAGAAAAGCAAAGGAUCAUCAGCUGCAUGGUCAGCCUGGAGCUGCCUGUCUGGCAUCAAGCAUGUACCAUGGAGCUCAUCCAGAAGUCUCUGCAGGACAGGCUGAAGCAUUCAGGUGGCCUGGUCAGAAUGCCUCUGCCUGUUGGUCUAGGACAAGCAGAAAUUUUUAAUAACACAUCUUAUGAGAUCCUGCACAAGGCGUACGAAAAAUGGUGCAAUGAGCUGAGUGCAUCCUCAGACAGCAACUGUGACCCUUAAAGGGUCAGUAUUUUUCAACCUGGACCCUAUUUUCCCAUUUUUUGUGUCUAACUAACUAAUGUUGAAAAUUUUUGAAAUUGGU